UGGCCGUUAGGGUCGAUGUAGGCGCCUGAGGGUGUGGGUUAGUCCCUUGGUGGGCUCCUCCGGGAAGCUUGUGCCCAGCUACGGGAUUGUGGCUGGUGGAAGUUGCCCUCUCCUUCACGGCUUCCAGCUUCCUUGGCCUGGCAGGGCAGUUAGGGAACUCGGAGCGCAGCUGCUUGGUGUUGUCCCGCUUCCCGUGUGGAUGGGGGUCGGGAUGGAAGGCACAAAGCUCCCUGAGGAGACGUGAGGUGGCUCCAGGUGCAGCAGCGUUCUCAGGGCGGUCGGAAUAUUAAAAUGGAAUUCACAAUUGAACACACAUGGGAUGAUUUACCUGUGAGCCAUGAGCCGGUAACAAUUGGGCUGAAGUCAUAUGACGGAGGGCUGCUAAUGGAAGUUAGUGCUCCCUUCUUUAAUGAUCCUCCAGCACCACUUGGAGAGCUAGGGAAGCCCUUCAGAAACAUGUGGGACUAUGAGGUUGUAGAGGCAUUUUUCUUGAGUGACACAACUGAACAGUAUUUAGAAGUUGAACUUUGUCCUCAUGGACAACACUUAUUGUUGCUGCUUUCUGGCAAAAGAAGAGUAUGGAAAGAAGAACUUCCCUUGGAAUUUGAGGUGACCAGAAUGGAAACCAAAUGGGAGGGUAAAGCUCAUCUCCCUUGGAAUUAUUUUCCACCAUGCACUAACAAGUUUAAUGCAUUUGCAAUUCAUGGCUCAGGAGACCAGAGAAAAUAUGAAGCACUUCAUCCUGUGCCUCGAUGUGAACUUCAAGAAGGACAGAAACCAGAUUUUCAUCGUUUGGAAUUUUUCAAAGAAUUGAAUCUGAAGAGACUAAUGGGAGAAGAUUGGAAGCAGCCUGAGUCAGAUAUUUGGAAGUCUCAUGCCAAUUAGCAAAGUGGAUUGAGACCUGUGUUUUCAAUAGCACUACGGUUGGAUGAAGCUGUAUGAAAACAAGUUCAUUUUAAACAGAAUUUGUAAAUAUAAGAUUAGUAAAGCUUUUCUUGGCACUAAAAGCAUUGAUCAAUCUUGAAAUUGACUGUAAAGUGUCUGGACCAGUUAGUUAAUUCUAAGUACGUGAAAUGCACAACUGCUUGUGUUUCAGUUAAUCUGGGUAUGGAACUUUUCAUCUGCACAACAGAGAUGAAUCUGCCCCUUCAAUGAAGGGAAAAUUGUGCUGAAAUUACAACUCUGUUUCCAUGAGUGCUCUAAGACUGACAUGACAAGUUAUCUGGCUUGGAAUCCAUUUACAGCAGAAAUGCAGUAACCACAGGAUUUUCACUAUCUUGUUUUUCUUGGCUGCUAAAUGUAAAUCUUGUAUGCCUGAAUUUUGUGUUGCGAUCAGGAGAAAGAAUGCUUCUUUUAGGAGCAGAAGAGAACAUACCUGUCAUGGUGUUUCUUAGCCCGGUACUCACACUGCAAGAUGCUGUGGAGGUAUAAUACUAGUCAGCCCCUUUCCUAUACUUGCAAUUUUCCUUUACACGUUGCUAAAGGGGGAACUCUAUCUGCUACUUUAUUAGCAGACUUCUCUGGCUCAAAUUUCCAUUUGGAAUUUCUAGUGCUAGUUAUGUACAGAGGAUAGAUUUACAAAAGGUUUUAUGCACUCCAGGCAAAGUUUCUGGGGAAAGCAGUGUUUAGUAAAACCUCGGUAUAAUUGUGUGUCUACAGAAGCCUGGCCUUUUCAUGUCACCUUAAGGAUUCAGCUCAGACAUAUGAAAAAUUUUAGACUAACAAGUAUUGUUUGCUUGCCGCUUAGCCCUGGAAGUAUGAGAAUGAAUUUGGAGUGCCUAAACUUCUCCAUAUUGGUAGAAUAUUUUAACAGUACUGAAUACUGUUAGAUUGUAAAUUCUAAUCUGCUAACUCUCACAAGAUUUACAAAUGUUCCUUUCUUAUCUAGCAUAGUAGCUGUUCCUUAGAAAAUUGGAAGCUUUUCCACUAACCGGAUCACACACCUGAAAAGUAGGUGGCUUUAAAAUCAAAAUACUCUUUGGGUUAGUUCAGAAUGAGGAUCUCCACCAAGACAUAGUUCUCAUCCCUUUAUUAGAAAGAGGGCUUCCUGUAUCCUUAUCAAGUGUCAUCGUCAUAGGGUGAAAGCUGGUCACAUUCUCUAGGUGAGGAUUGUUCUGGGAGUCUGAGAGAAUAAGAUUGUGUCAUAAUUGAAGGAUGAUCUUUCAGAAGUUAAUGCAUGAGAUGUGGUGUUUGGUCUCAGCCAUUUGUGCAGCUUUUUCUUCUGGACAGUUGAGAAUCCUCCAAGUUCCUGGAAGGGACUUGUGUUCAUGUAGUCUAACAUCCUGCUCAAAGCAGAGCUGUCCUGGAAGCUAAGCCAGUUUGCUCAGGGCUGAGUUUUACUUAACUCCAUAGAUCAGGAUUCUGCAAACAGGAUCUGGGUAGCCUUUACAUACUCAAUACUCAACAAGUUAUGUAAUGAAAACUUGUAGGUAUUUUCCAUUUAGCAACUUGUGUCCAUUGCCUUUUGUCCUCUCAGUGAAAGAGUUGGAUGUUCUCUAAAACCAAUGAUUAAGUAACUGAAGAUAAUUAUUAACUCCUCAUGGGCUUCUUUACAUGUUGUCAUUCUCAGUUUGCCUUUUGUGAAUCUCAUUAGUAAGUACCUUCCCCUCAGAUAAUGUUGAGAUAAAAAAAAUGUAACUUGGGUUGUAACUCAUAGGCAGCAGUGUUUCCAAGCUUUCUUAUUUAACCCAUCCUUUGAAAAUCCCAUGUCUGUAUUUAGAUGUCAAAAUGCCUGUAAAGUUUUGCACAAGCCUGCACUAUUUCACAUCUACACAGACACUUAGCACAGUGAGGGAUAUUAGUGGAAUGGAUUCUCUGUUCUUUUCUGAGCAUGUAUGCAGUAGUAGCCGUAGUCUGGUCAUGUUUUCUGUGCUAUCUUUAAAUCCAAAUCUACCUAGAAAUUCUACUUGAAGAAAAGAAGAUGGGAACAUCCUGCAUUUAUGAAGAACAUCUGUGAUUAAUUUCUGUGAAUUUGAAUGUUUCUUCAGAGUUCUUUUUUUUUUUUUGGCUUUUGAUUCCUUGUUUGUACUUUCAUUUUUAUAGAACUAUACUUUCAAAUUUAUUUAAGGAUUAAGUUUUGUCAUCUGCAGAUUUUGGCAUUUCAGUGUGCUCCAAUGUACUCAGCUAUCCAAUUCUUUGUUCUUUUAAUUAGACACUAUAGAUUCCUUGCUAUAAAGUGCCAUCUGUUGUAAAUUAGAAGUAUUGUACAUUCAAUUGUUUGGCUUUUCUACCUUCAAUUGAUAUUCAGUUUUCUAAAGAAUGACAUCGUAGUCUGAAAUUCUGAGUGAUCCAAUAAAUGUUGAUUUAAAA
Molecule: messenger RNA, 3309 nt
Organism: Cygnus olor (mute swan)
Lineage: Eukaryota; Metazoa; Chordata; Aves; Anseriformes; Anatidae
Gene: C4H4orf33
Product: chromosome 4 C4orf33 homolog
Exons: 6
Coding region: 292-885 (197 amino acids)
Source: RefSeq, a predicted model, not a curated record